AUGGAGCCGAAUAGUUUUUACAUAAAACUUCUAUAUGAACACAAAUUUCUCAAAACUCUCUCCGCCCGACUAAAGGAAGCAACUGAAAAGUCCAAAACAACCAUCAAGACGAAACUUAAUGGAAACCAGGUUUUGGGUUCUCGCUUGCUUCCUUUCCAUCCUCAAGAUGGCUUGAAAUGGAUUUGUCAUCCUCCUCGUCCGCAGAAACGUCAGCUUCGUACCAAGACCAACAAAUUAAUUUUAUCUUCAGCAGUGGCCGAUUUUUGUUUUGGGAUGAUAGUUGUCUCUUCCCGUUUUCUCUGCAGCAUGGAAAAUAAAUACAUUACUGGUUAAAAAGGAAUCUUCAUUGGGAUUUUUAGAGUAUUUUUAG
Molecule: messenger RNA, 370 nt
Organism: Pocillopora meandrina
Lineage: Eukaryota; Metazoa; Cnidaria; Anthozoa; Scleractinia; Pocilloporidae
Source: the annotation of a GenBank genome assembly